AAGGAAGUCUUAAACACACCAUUACACUAUUAUAAAAAAGGCCACACCUAUUUCUAUUCUACCAUUCUGAAGAGAGCAAAAGCAUUGCCCUUGUACCUGGUUCCUGCUUCAGAAGAAAAGAUAUCUUCAAGAUUACAGUAAACUGAUUAAAAGUUUAUUUGAGCUGACCGACACCACCUGGAGAGAUCUUGUCUGCACUGUUUGUCUUUUGUGGGCUUUUAAAAAUGGCAAGCAGCUUCGUAAGGAUUUUAUCCAGUAAAAGGAAGGUGGGCAUCUUGUCGUUGGUCGGUGCUGGGACUUUGACAGUGGGAUUUUUCCUGAAUAGAGAGCAGCAUGUGAAUGCAGGAGCGAAGGUCCGCAGAAUCUAUCCUCCCAGCGCUGAAUAUCCAGAUUUGCGGAAGCACAACAAUUGUAUGGCCAGUCACCUGUCUCCUUCCGUAUACGCCAAGCUGUGUGAUAAAGCCACUCCUAAUGGUUACACUUUGGACCAAGCCAUCCAAACAGGCGUGGACAAUCCAGGCCAUCCCUUUAUAAAGACAGUUGGCAUGGUGGCAGGGGAUGAAGAGUCAUAUGAGGUCUUUGCUGACCUCUUUAACCCAGUCAUCAAAGAAAGGCACAAUGGUUAUGAUCCUUGCAUCAUGAAGCACCCCACUGACCUGGAUGCCAGUAAGAUACGGGGUGGCAUAUUCGAUGAGAAGUACGUGCUGUCAUCAAGAGUCAGGACAGGCAGGAGUAUCCGGGGCCUGAGUCUACCACCAGCCUGCACCCGUGCUGAGCGCAGAGAGGUGGAAAGAGUUGUGGUUGAUGCUUUGGGAGGCCUAAAGGGUGAUUUGGCAGGGAAAUACUACAGUCUCACUCAAAUGACCGAACAGGAGCAGCAGCAGCUUAUUGAUGAUCAUUUCCUGUUUGAUAAGCCUGUGUCACCCCUGCUGACAUGCGCAGGCAUGGCUCGUGACUGGCCCGAUGCAAGAGGCAUCUGGCAUAACAAUGAGAAAACCUUCUUGGUGUGGAUCAAUGAGGAAGACCACACUCGUGUGAUCUCCAUGGAAAAGGGGGGCAACAUGAAGAGGGUCUUUGAGCGUUUCUGCAAGGGCCUUCAAGAGGUUGAGAGACUGAUCCAGGAGAAAGGUUGGGAAUUCAUGUGGAACGAACGUCUAGGUUACAUCCUCACCUGCCCAUCAAACCUGGGCACAGGCCUACGAGCCGGUGUCCAUGUUACACUUCCCCGCCUCAGCAAGGACGCUCGUUUGCCUAAAAUCCUGGACAACCUGAGGCUCCAGAAGAGAGGGACUGGGGGAGUGGACACUGCCGCUGUUGGAAGCACUUUUGACAUUUCCAAUCUAGACAGGCUGGGCCAAUCAGAGGUCCAACUGGUGCAGACUGUGAUAGAUGGAGUGACCUAUCUUAUUGAGUGCGAGAAGAAAUUGGAGAAAGGCCAAGACAUCAAAAUCCCUGCCCCCAUAAGCCAGGUUAAAUAGACUGGUAGUAACCCCAUGCCUUCUUUGGUCUUCCUU
This is a messenger RNA of Xyrauchen texanus (razorback sucker), 1514 nucleotides long. RefSeq names its product creatine kinase, mitochondrial 1 (gene ckmt1). Lineage: Eukaryota; Metazoa; Chordata; Actinopteri; Cypriniformes; Catostomidae. The coding region runs from base 225 to 1478 and encodes 417 amino acids. The transcript has 10 exons. Gene Ontology annotation, molecular function: creatine kinase activity. Gene Ontology annotation, cellular component: mitochondrion. Gene Ontology annotation, biological process: phosphocreatine biosynthetic process. The record is from RefSeq and is a predicted model, not a curated record.